AUGCCGGUCAAUGCGAGUCAGACUGUGCGCCCAAACUCGCCUGCUAUCCCUGAUGAAGCUGGAGCGAACAGGAAAGACAAGGGUUACCGACGCUAUGCUUCCAACGUCGAACGGGCCUUGUCUCUCUUUGACACCGCACUUCAGGAAUGGGCAGACUAUAUUGCCUUCCUAGGACGUCUGUUGAAGGCACUUCAAUCGAAACCGUCUGGUACCACCGAUGUGCCACAUAAAGCGCUUGUAGCCAAGCGUUUAUCACAAUGUUUGGAUCCACCGCUUCCUUCGGGAGUCCACCAAAAGGCGUUGGAAGUAUAUGCCUAUGUAUUUUCUACUUUGGACAGAGAUGGUCUCUCACGAGAUCUACCACUCUAUCUCCCUGGACUGGCGCCUACGUUGUCAUUCGCAUCACUAUCGGUGAAGCCGACACUUCUAUCGCUAUUUGAGACGUUCAUUUCACCUCUAGACCCAGUCAUGCUACGCUCGGCUCUCAAGGCGAUUACCCUGGCCUUACUUCCCGGCCUAGAGGAAGAAACGAGCGAGGAAUUUGAACGCACCCUCAGUCUUUUGAACAAGAUCAAAAGUGCAGUUGGCCAGGGGCUCGAGCGUAAUAUUGGUCACUCAAAUGUCUCCGGUGAUCAGUAUUAUUGGCAAAGCUUAUUUUUAGCCUCUAUCACCAGCCCAAGUCGACGUCAGGGUGCUCUGGCGUAUAUGGUCAGAGAGCUUCCUCCUCUAGGGACAUCUAUUAGGCCACAUCCGGGAUCCAAUCAUGCUGAAGAGUCUGAAAUGAGGGGCGUUGGCAGGAAGCUUCCCACCCAGAUCGAAGCAGUUACUACACCGGAACCAGGACUCUUAGUUCGCUGUUUUGCUGCAGGCCUCCAAGAUGAACAGCUUCUGAUCCAAAGAGGCUUCUUGGAUCUUUUGGUCACCCAUCUACCACUCCAUUCUGCUGUACUACGUCAGAAGGUUGUAUCUAGAGACCUUGAACUACUUGUUGCAGCAGCGGCGGCCGUCGUGGUACGCAGAGAGAUGAGUCUGAACCGUCGAUUGUGGACUUGGUUUUUAGGACCAGAAGCAUCCUCAGGGCCAGAUGAUAGCACUUCGAGUUCUCCAGACUCCACUCCAACGAUUACUCCUGCAAGAAGUUCCAAUCUACAGCUUUCUCAGACGGAAUAUUUCGAGCGUUACGGACUUGCACCUUUGGUCAGUGGUGUACUAAAAAUGGUUGUGGAUGAUUCUUUAAAGCCCCUGGAGAAAGCUCGUCCAUUCCGAAUAUGUCUCUCUCUAAUGGAUCGCUGGGAAAUUGGCGGGCUUGUGGUUCCACAGAUCUUUUUACCAGCAAUGGAAAGUGUUUGGCAAUACCAGAGAUUAGCUCCAUCUAAGGAAGCUUUAGAGGAGGUCUUGCGCAGCGCCAACGUUUUCUUUGAUGCAAUUGAGAGUAGCUUGAUCUGGGCCGAGCUGACAAAGAUUGUAAUCGGAGCACUGAAGACCAAAGAUCCUAAGCCUCCAGAAGUCGACUUGUUGAGCCCCAAGGAUCGUCUAGAUCUUGUGCUGUUCGUCAUUACAAAUUUCAAUAUUCGGGAAGAAGAAAUGCUGGCCAUUCAUAUACCAAUGGUCACCCUAGCUCUGAUAAUCAGCUUGCGACUUCAUUUUGAAGCACCUUCGAACACCUUCAAAGAAAGCGUAUUCCCCGUAAUCGAAAUCGCGUUCGAUAUUGCGAUCCACCUGUUCGAUCUUAUUCCAGCCAAAAUCCUUAAGAGCGGAGAAGAAAAAGAGCCUAAAGCCCGCAGUAAUGGACGACAGAAAGAUAGCAGCCCUCAAACUCUACAAGAGAUUCAGGACUUUUAUCACAAUUUGCAAAGAGGCUCAGAGGAUGCAACCCCACCCCUUGACAACACGAACGUAAGAGAUCUGCUACUGCACAAUGCCACUCAGGUUGUUGCCCAUGGACUUGAAGUGCCCAUCCAGGUAGCUUACCUGGAGAAGGAGGUAGCUUUUCUUGAUAAGCUCCUACGCAAAGCACGAGUUUCCAGUCUGGAAGACGACGAGGAGCCCGAUAACGGGGCGCUGGUACCGGUAAUGUCAAGUCUUUCAACGGCCUUAGAUGCAGGUGUCGCCAAGAAUGGAAUUGAAAUGUUGCCUUUUCCUACUCUUGCAGUACUGGUCUCCACUCUCGAAAUGAUGAGCAAUGCAUCGCCUUCGAAGGCGUGGAAUUCCAACCAUCGCGUACGACAAAUACUCCCAAACCUUUUGACCGGCCUUUGGACGUACAUAUCUCCUGCUAGACCUAGACAUAGCGUUGAGGCAGUCCGUUGUCUUUGGCGAGUUCACUCAGUAUCGCCAGAUGUACGACUUGUAGAGGGGUCAAUUGCUACCCUCAUGUUACAGGAUGAGGAUGGCCAUAGAGCUCAGAACGUAAAGAUUGAGGGUGCCCGUCGAUUCGCUACCGUGUGGGCUCAUAGCGGCUCGACUGCAAAAAUACCAACUGAUCGUCGUCUGAACUCGGGACGUUCUCUGCACCAAUCAGGCAAAAGAAUCAAGGAGCCAAUUGUACUAGCGCAGCCGUUGCUACUUCUUCUUGACUCGCUCUUUGAUCCAAAAACUGAACUGUUCAUGUUCACUGUGAGCUGGUUGCAGUCGCUUUCAAGCAUACAACUGAUUAUCGACUUUUUGAUUGAUCGCCUUGAUGCUUCGCCAUACUUAGCACAUGAGAGAUACUCAGCUGCACGGACCGAUGAACAGGAAAUAUUGGACAAAACCGGUGCUUCGCUCGAAGUUGAUGACUGCUUGUAUUAUCUCCAGACUAUCCUCAACAUAACCAAGCAUUCCACAGCGAACAUUAGUGCGUCGCUCGCUGGGAAGUUGAACGCCACGAAUACAAACAGGGACAAGCACACCGAAGAAGCAGGAGUCUCCGGACCAGUCAAAGUCAUCGUAGAUAUUGAGGAACCGGCUAUGACUGUUCAGUCUUAUUUGACCCAAGUUUGUAUGAGAAUUCUGGAGGACCACCACCAGGAGCAACACGGUGGUGUCCGCCAGAGGAUUUCAGUUCUACAGCAAACCUCGGCGUCUCUUCUGAAGCAAUUGCUACUUGCUCCCUCUUCUACUAUGCUAGUGGCGAUGAACCUAGAGGAAUCUCUGAUUGGAAUGCUAUCGCGGGCCGUUGAGCAAUCGGACAACAUGCUUCAAUUGCCAUUGAUGGAUGUUAUCUUAAUCAUCCUAAAAACGCGAAUGACCAAAAAUGAUGCUCUGUUCACCCCUCAUCGAAGACCCACCUCCCGGGACACCAUUCGCAGUGCUUCUCAACUAUCUGUCUCUACAGAGAAGAGUGAUAAAGACAAUAUAUCUGUUGAACCAUUUAUACAGACCUCAGCUCUGCUAGACUGUUUGACAUUCGGCAUCAGCUCCCCGAGUAAUCAUCCGAUUCUUGAGCUAUGGAUACGGUUCUUAGACAAUUGCUUACCCUUCUACAGCAGUAAUGCAUUUCAGGUUCUCAUGCCCCUCGUCGACACUUUCAGUAGAAGCAUUGAAUCGGUCUUUCAAGAUUUGCAAGCUGUGUUUGCCGGCACUUCACGCGGACCGCAUGGUGCUGGUGAGCCGAUCACUGUUCUCAAUGCGCUCCUUGGCGGUCUCGAACAGGUUCUUGCAAGAGGCCAUGAUCAGCUACUGCAGGAUGAGGGGCACUCGGUAGCUAUCAAGAGUCCGGAGCAGGUACAAGGCUUCUUCGGCAAUAUGGUCUCAGGAGUAUUUGCUUCCGAGGCGCAGAAGUCGAGGCCAACCACCGCUAACAAUCGUCUGACUGUCUUGCUCUGCUUCAAAGAUGCAGUGAGGGUUUCCUUCAAUAUGUGGUCCUGGGGAGACAGUGGAUUAGGAAGCUCGCCACGGAAUGCCUCUGCAUCGUUCAGCUACAUGUCAAUACGAUUGAGAAAUCGCACUCGCCGGAUAUUGGAGCACCUAUUCGCAGCAGAGGCUUUAGAAUGUUUGGAGACUCUUGUUGAGUUUUGGCACAAAACAGAAGCAGAAGGCGGCAUGGUCGAAUCGAGCACUGUCUUCAAUCUGCUGCAUGCUCUGGAGGCAUCAAGACCAAAGAACACAAUCCCAGCUCUAUUCAACGCAAUGUAUAGCCGGACCAACCCGAACGUGCUAGAUCCCAUACGGAAAUCAACUUUGACAUCUGAGCUAUCUGAUAUUAACCUUGCUAUAUUCCUUGUAGCAUACACAAGGUCAAUGGAAGACGACGCACUGGAUGAAAUAUGGACUGACUGUAUGACCUUCUUGAGAGAUGUUCUUGGCAAUCCGCUGCCUCACAGGCAGACUUUGCCAAUCUUACUAGAGUUCACCGCAAUACUCGGCGAAAAGAUUGACAAUACCAACUUUGGAGAGCAACGCAAAAUGCGACGAGACAUUGGAGAUCUCUUCGUUCGCCUGCUUGCUGCUACAUUCACAAUCAAACCGCUGGCAUUCUCCCAAGAUUUACCCCUAUCGACGAAUGAAGAGAAAGGUCUCCAUCACCCUUCAGACUUCCCUGAACCCCCAAGACCUAAUGAACCAGAAGACGUUGUCGCCAUCAUCGCUUCGAUCUUGCCCAAGAUUUCAAAGAUUCUGGUUGAUACAGACCGAAUAACUGCAGCUACAACGACGAUAUCUACGCAGGUACUUACGCCGACCUUCCGUUGGAAGACGUUCCCGCGAAACGUCACGGGAAGCCUACUUGAUAUAAUGAGAACAAUGUCGCGAAUUCCCGAAGCCUCAAAAUCUUGGAGAAAAGACGUUGCGGAAGCAUUCAAUGACCCAAGGUUUUUCCACACCAACUCUUUGGACCUCGUCUGGAACGGUUGGGCGCCAAUACUGCGACAGUGGACGCUCCUAGACAAAGAACGGAUGCCAGAACUGCUGUCCCGUCUCUCAUCUCCGACGUCGGCGGGUAUAAUGUUCGGUGUUGGAGCUUCUUCGGCCAGGCUAGAAGCGGACCGAAAGACACAGCUCAACCUUCGCAGGAUAGCCACUCUGAUGCUAUCUGCCGACAACGAUAUGUUCGUCGUGAAUCUGGGCGGCCUUCAGGAGAAGGUUGUCGAUUUGAUGACGGCCACGGCCGCUUCUUCGCCCUCAUCAAUAACGCGAUCUGAGGUCUACAUGGUUCUUCGGGCGCUCAUUCUGAAGACCUCGCCAGUGCACUUGGCAUCAUUCUGGCCUAUCGUCAACGCCGAAUUAUACGACGCGCUGUCGUCCUUAUACCCUACGGAGACCCAUGACACAUACAAUACAUCAUGCGUGCUACAAGCGGCAAAGCUCCUGGACACUCUGUUGACAAUAGCACCAGACGACUUUCAACUACGCGAAUGGCUUUUCGUCACUGACACCAUAGACGCCGUAUACAGGCCGUCAGACUGGCGGCCCGUUGCCCUUGUCGAUGGAUUGGCAGAGACUCUGGACUCCCGUGCAGGCGCGCCACACAGUGGCAUCAACCCGCUCGCCGGCGCGCAACAGGGGUUGCGCAAGCCGUUACUUACAAGCGCAGUUGUGGGCGACGUCCCCAUGGAAAGCAUGGUCGAUCGGGUUCUUCGCCCAUUUCUUCGCCAGCUGUCUAUCAACGCUUUUGAGAGCACUUACAGGAUGGAGGCGCCGGACCGCCAGGCGUGUUGCGAUGAUCUUCUACAUGACCUAUUUGACGAAAGUACGCUGGUCUAG
Molecule: messenger RNA, 5682 nt
Organism: Letharia lupina
Lineage: Eukaryota; Fungi; Ascomycota; Lecanoromycetes; Lecanorales; Parmeliaceae
Exons: 6
Coding region: 1-5682 (1893 amino acids)
Biological process (GO): Golgi to endosome transport
Cellular component (GO): endosome; trans-Golgi network
Source: RefSeq, a predicted model, not a curated record